This is a messenger RNA of Aspergillus ibericus CBS 121593, 1000 nucleotides long. RefSeq lists its product as uncharacterized. The transcript has 3 exons. NCBI's taxonomy places the organism in Eukaryota, Fungi, Ascomycota, Eurotiomycetes, Eurotiales, Aspergillaceae. The coding region runs from base 38 to 1000 and encodes 320 amino acids. The record is from RefSeq and is a predicted model, not a curated record.
AUUCAAUUCAAAACCAUUAGGCUUGCUAUGCCAAACAAUGGACAGUGAAUUCAGCAAGUGCCUCUCGUCCUCCCUUUUUACCUUUGUGGUUGGCCAGGAGAGGAAAGAGAUUACCGUGCACUCUAGAUCCCUGGCCAACCUAUCUUCCCCUCUCAAUAAUCUCAUGAACGGUAAAAUGCAGGAGGCAAACAGACGUCAAGCCGACUGGUCGGGGGUCGAGGAAAUGACAUUUGUUCUGCUGUGUGAGUACGCUUAUACGCGCGACUACACGCCGCCCUCGUGCUCGAAGAGAGAAAUCCCACAGCCACCAGCUGAAACUGAAGACAACAUUGGUGCUAAAGAAGCAGAGCAAGCCUCUGAUCAGGCUAGCAAUGCGGCAACGGAUGCAGCAACGGAGCAAGAGACAGCAGCUGUAUCGGAUGCACCAGCUGAACCAGAAACUCCGACUGAACCAGAGAUUGUGGAUGAACUCAAGGCAGAGGCAACGCCAGAGGCAGAGCAGUCAAGUACUCAUUUCAGCGGUCAUACUUUACCGUACAGAGAAAAGAGUAUCUGGACACAGCACCUUCAAGACAAGUUUAAAACUCUCAGCGUGCAGUAUACAAACUCGCACAAUUGUGCUUUAUCAGCUCGGAAAGACGUAUUUGCUCCGAAAGGGAACUCUCACCCUUGGGAGGAUUUCACCCCCGUCUUUCUUGCACAUGCAAAAUUAUACAUCUUAGCUGAUAAGUACUGCAUUCUCCCCCUCGCAGACCUGGUUCUGUAUAAGCUGGAAACAACGUUAGCACAGUUUAAUCUGUGUGAAGAGAAUAUAAGUGAUGUGACUGAACUAAUCCGAUUCUCUUAUCAAUGGACACGGCCCAACGACGCUCUGAGGUUGUUGAUCACCACCUAUGUUGUAUCAGUGCUUGGUCAAAUAGGCGAAAAUACUGAGUUUCAAGAGCUGCUAAUGGAUGGCGGAUUUUUUGUUCUUGAUCUUUGGCAAAUGAUGUGGUGCUGA